AAAUAGACUACAUAUAAUUUUCUAAAUAGAUUCGAUCCAUUAACAAAAUCACUCUUAGCAUCCUACCGAGGGUCCGGACUAUUAUAUAAGAGGAUCUGGGGAUAUCCUCUUAUAUGAGUGGGACGAUGGCCGAGAACCACCAACAGUUCCUCUGGACAAAAUACCCUACGGAUGAUAAUAUGUUCGGUGAUUUCCCUGCCCAUUUCAAAAUGUAUGUGAAGAAGAACCAACUGCUCUGCCAACGUGGAUACUUUAACAGAGGCUGGGUUUUUUCGAAUCAAGAAGAUGACUGUUGCGAACCUCCUCCUCCUCCUCCGGCUCCCUUCUCCUUGGAGAUAAUCGAUUUGGAAUUAGAUACAUCGGUUGCUGCUAACCGGGAUCUUGUAGAGAAGAUAAAAUCCGUAAUAAAAUGGAUGGUAUUCUCGCCUGGAGAGUUUCUAGUUCAGUUUUGGAAAGCCAUAGAAAUUGGAGGAAGGCGUUUACUUACAACUCGAGACCAACCUUUUGGUGUUUCUACAAUUGAACAUGCUGGACUUUGUUCGUACAGGUUGGUAUCUCUGGGUUAUGAAUUUUGCGUGGAUGUGGGGGCGACCGAUGAAGACGAGCUUGGUCUACUUGGCCGUGUGUUCCGGCAUCAACAGCCAGAGUCUACUCCAAAUAUUGGGUAUUACUCAUGCAAAGAGUAUCCACAGCGUAAUCAAGCAAUCGUUAACAAUAUUUCGGGAGCUUUGACUUUGCCCGUGUUUGAGCGUUCUGGAGGACAGCCUUGUGUUGGUGUACUUGAGAUUGUUACCGCCGCCAAAGGAAAUUAUUACUUGCGUGAAAUUAAAAACUGGAUGCGCAAAGACUUUACGUUUGUAGACCUGAAAUAUCCAGAAACAUGUAAGCAAUUGUGUUAUAAGCCAACCCUGUACAAGGAUGAAGCUUUUGAAGCUGCACUGGUUGAAGUGAAAGAGGUGUUGGAACUGGUGUGUAGAACACAUUAUCUACCUUUGGCUCAGAUUUGGAUCCUGUGCAGGCUUUGCCAUCCUAUAGGCAUCGGUGGUAGCUUUAAUGUAAGCUGCAGGGAACAUCUGGUGUCUGAAAGGGAUACAUGUUUUCAUAUGGACAAAGAUAAGUUUCAUUUCUCACAUGCAUGUUCUUUGCAUACGCUACAAAAGGGACAGGGGGUUGUUGGGAGGGCAUUUGCAUCUCAUAAUUUGGUCUUCUGCAAAGAUAUUACUCAGUUCAACAUAACUGAGUAUCCCUUGGCACACUACGCACGUGAGUGUAGCUUCACGGGUUGUUUUGCAAUUUGCUUGCAAGAAAGUUAUACUGGAGACAAUGUCAUCGUGCUAGAAUUCUUUUUGCCCCCAAGCUACACUGAAGGUGGUGGGGAUCCGAGGUUCAUCUUGUUUUUGUUAGUAGCAACGAUGAGGCACCAUUUAAAAAGUUUUAAGGUUGCUUCAGGAGAAGAACUAGGAGAUGCAUUAUCUGUUGAAGUUAUUGAUUUUUCAAAGGAUGAUAAACUCGAUCAUUUUCAAAUACCCCAAAUUGCAAGAUCUCCAGAUGGGAUAGAGAAUGGAUUGGAGGUGGUGUGCCUAGGUUUAUCAUAUCAACAAUGGCUACAAGUGGAUGCUAUAGACAUUGGAAACAAUGUUUUUAGUAACACAGAAAUAAACAUUGCUGCUGCAACCUCCUCAUGGCAAAAAUGCAUAACUCAUCAAAUACCCCAAAUUGCAAGAUCUCCAGAUCGGAUAGAGAAUGGAGGGGAGUUGGCAUCAUAUCAACAAUUACUACAAGUGGAUGCUAUAGACACUGGAAACAACGUUUUUAAUAGCACAGAAAUAAACAAGAUUGCUGCUGCAACUUCCUCACAGCAAAAAUGCAUAACUCAUCCGUCCAAAAGACAAUGCAGAAAAGCUGGAAUUCCAAUUAGUUUCGAGGACAUCCAAAAACGUUUUGGAAUGAAACUUGAUGAUGCUGCAGAAAGCCUUGGUGUUAGUCGAUCUACAUUGAAACGCGUCUGCCGGGAAUAUAAUAUAUCAUGGUGGUCACCUAGAAAGAGAACCAAGGAUAACGGCUCUCUUUCCAAAAAAAUUGUCCAAGGUGCUGCUGAGGGUCAGAUCCGAGAAUCUAGUCAAUCCCCAUUUUCUGAUCCACCUCAUAAGCAAGACUUGGCUAUUGCUGCUCUUACAAAGCCGUAUUUUAUGGAAGCGCAAGAUACAAGUACUGUAAAUAUAAAGGCAAAAUAUGGAGAGUAUUUUAUUAAGUUUCAGCUACCUGUGCUGUCGGGAAUGGUAGAGUUUCAACAAGAAGUGACAAAGAGGUUGAACUGGAUGGCUGGAACUUACAAUGUCAAGUAUCAAGAUGAUGACAAUGAUUGGAUUUCAGUAUCUUGCGAUGAGGACCUACGGUAUUAUAUUUGUAACUCCAGAUCACAGGGGAGGAAUCCAGUCACAUUCUCACUUCAACCAAUUACUAGUUGCCCACCUUAACUUCUUGUUGAGUAUUCCCCCGUUCCUCACUUUAGCUGCAUCUGCAAUUUCCAAGGUUCUUAUGUUAUAUGUUUGUUACAAGUUUGUGUCAAAUUUUUAUUGCAUGUUGUUGUUUAAUUAAUUGGAUUGAGCUGUUUUGAUGUAUUGA
Camellia sinensis is the source of this 2625-nucleotide messenger RNA. RefSeq names its product protein NLP6. The record is from RefSeq and is a predicted model, not a curated record. Gene Ontology annotation, molecular function: protein binding; DNA-binding transcription factor activity. Lineage: Eukaryota; Viridiplantae; Streptophyta; Magnoliopsida; Ericales; Theaceae.